AUGCUUACUAGCCUAGCCAACUCUUUUUCACGAUUUAAUAAUCAUCUUUUGGUGGAAUCUCUUUCUGCAUGGAGAAUCUGUUCGCAGCGGCUGAUUUACACUGUGAGUGAGUUAGAAAAGAAAGUUUCGCAGCCAGACCGGCUAUUUUGGAAGAUUCAUCUAGAAAUGCGGGGUCACGAUAAAGCUGUGUUGAAGUCAUAUACAACUUUUCUUCAGACUACUUGUCAUCAUCUUGAUAUAAAGCAUAGUCCAGUUCAAGUUUUACCUUAUUUUAAAUGGAUCGCCCCUUUGCUAAGAGCAAAAUUUGUGUAUAAGAAAUACAAACUACAUUAUGAAACACGUACACACAUACGCCGUAUGAGUAUUGAGAAAGUGACUGGCAGUACCGCAAGCACUUUUCUGGAAUAUAUUCAGCGCAAUAUCCCCGAAGGGGUAGCCAUGAAAGUUACUUAUGAGGAAGCUGUUCCUCUUCCCAGUAUGAUAUUAAAAACUAUGGAGAAAAAAAGUUUAACAACUUGA
Molecule: messenger RNA, 519 nt
Organism: Enterobius vermicularis (human pinworm)
Lineage: Eukaryota; Metazoa; Nematoda; Chromadorea; Rhabditida; Oxyuridae
Source: the annotation of a GenBank genome assembly